Phlebotomus argentipes is the source of this 1433-nucleotide messenger RNA. It is a transcript of the gene Uxs, whose product is annotated as UDP-glucuronic acid decarboxylase 1. The record is from RefSeq and is a predicted model, not a curated record. Gene Ontology annotation, molecular function: UDP-glucuronate decarboxylase activity; NAD+ binding. The transcript has 5 exons. Lineage: Eukaryota; Metazoa; Arthropoda; Insecta; Diptera; Psychodidae. Bases 139 to 1425 code for a protein of 428 amino acids. Gene Ontology annotation, biological process: D-xylose metabolic process. Gene Ontology annotation, cellular component: cytoplasm.
GAAAGUGCCGCGCAACGUCAGAGGCUCUGCGAUUGGUGCGAGUGUUUUGGAAGAAAGACGAAGAAUCGCAAAAUGGAAAAUUUGGGCAUGAAAAGUAGAGGUAUAAUUGGAUAAAUAUGUGGAGUUAAGAGCAGAAUCAUGGUAUUAACGCGUCGCAAAAUGAGACAGUGUCUACUCAUAGGAAUCAUCAUAAUUCUGAUGGUCGGCCUGUACAGGUCGUGGGCCAGCACUGUGAGUGUGAAGAAGGGUAGCGCCACGCCGGGGGAUGCUGUGGUGGAGGUUCUGUCGGAGCCGCACGCCCAGGAGACAGCGGAUUCACUGACGCGCCAGCUGGAGGCCACGAGACGGCGUGUGGCGCAGCUGGAGCGAAAGAUCCUCGAUCUGGAGACGCGCAUCCCCAUCAAAUAUCCGGACGUGAAGUAUCUGAACUACAAGAAUCGCCGGCGAAUCCUCGUAACUGGCGGCGCGGGCUUCGUGGGGUCGCAUCUGGUGGAUCUGCUCAUGAUGGAGGGGCACGAGGUGAUCGUGGUGGACAAUUUCUUCACCGGGCGCAAGCGGAACGUGGAGCACUGGUUCGGUCACGAGAACUUCGAGCUCAUCCACCAUGACAUCGUGAAUCCGCUGUUUAUCGAAGUGGACGAGAUUUAUCAUCUCGCCAGUCCCGCCUCGCCGCCUCACUACAUGUACAAUCCCGUGAAGACCAUUAAGACCAACACGAUGGGAACCAUAAAUGUGUUGGGCUUGGCGAAGCGUGUCGGUGCCAAAGUGCUGAUCGCCAGCACGUCCGAGGUUUACGGCGAUCCGGACGUGCAUCCGCAGCCGGAGACUUACUGGGGCCACGUGAAUCCCAUCGGGCCGCGCGCGUGCUAUGACGAGGGCAAGCGCGUCUCGGAGACGCUGAGCUACGCGUACGCCAAGCAGGAGAACGUGAAGGUGCGCGUGGCCAGGAUCUUCAACACCUACGGUCCACGGAUGCACAUGAACGACGGCCGUGUGGUGUCCAAUUUUAUUCUCCAGGCGCUGCAGAACGAGUCAAUUACAAUCUACGGGAAUGGGAAGCAGACGAGGUCCUUUCAGUACGUCACGGACCUCGUGGAUGGCCUGGUGGCACUGAUGCACUCAAACUACAGUCAGCCAGUGAACAUUGGGAAUCCGGUGGAGCACACGAUAGAGGAGUUUGCGGAGAUUAUUCACGAUCUCGUGGGUGGGAAGAGUGUGAUCAAGCAGAUGGCAGCCGUGGAGGACGAUCCGCAGCGCCGGAAGCCUGACAUCACCAGGGCCAAGAAGUACCUCAACUGGGAACCCAGAGUCCCGCUGAAGUUGGGCCUCGAGAAGACGAUCGAGUACUUCCGCAAGGAAUUGGCCAGAACCAAUCAUCACUCACAGCGCAAUGUGUUUGUGCCGCGACACGCUGAUGACUCCUAAAACUACUA